Molecule: messenger RNA, 1605 nt
Organism: Sparassis crispa
Lineage: Eukaryota; Fungi; Basidiomycota; Agaricomycetes; Polyporales; Sparassidaceae
Exons: 1
Coding region: 1-1605 (534 amino acids)
Source: RefSeq, a predicted model, not a curated record
AUGGAUCGAGUGUCAAUAGAAGUCAGUCCUCUACCCCGUUCUACUUGCAUUGACAAUGUCAUGACCCGUCCGCAGGAACUCAAUGAUACUCCAUACGAACUGCGUAGCGACGUAUACGAACGCUUGCUAGAGUGUCGGGAUGUCCAUGUGCUGAACGUCGCAGUCAACCGGGUGCAGCGCAAACUUGACAUGUUACAAAGGCUUCACUCGCGCUUGCUCGCGCACAAGGCUCUGGUCUCCUCUCUGGCCGCACCGACAAGACUCAUCUCGGAGGAUCUCCUUCUACGUAUUCUCACGUGCGCAUGGUCUUGCACGGUGAAGGGGGACCGGCUACAGUUCACCCUGUCUGUCGCGUCUGUCUGUCGGUCUUGGAGAGAGGUAGUGAUUGAGGCGUCCGAGCUCUGGUCAACUAUACCCAUUAACGUCAUUCAUCAGUGUCUCUCUAACCUCCGCCUUUUCAUUGAGCGUUCGCGCUCGCGUGGGUUAGAAAUCAACAUCGACUCCCUUCGAUACAAAGACUAUUCUGAAAGUGGCAAUCUAUCUUCACGGGAGGAAAAGGAGCAUGAAAACAUGGCCGCGGUACUGAAACUUCUUGUCCCUCAUCUCAAUCACUGGAAGUCCCUCUCGAUAUGUCUUCCGAUCAAUUACAUAACUCAAGUGCUUGCCUCUAUGGAAGGACCCGCCGAUCUUCUUGGAAAAUUCUCCGUCUUCCCCAAGGGGUCAAUGUAUGGCUUCCUGCGAUCCUCUAUGUUCCCUGCUCAUUUCAAAGCACGGAGAUUAACCAUCCUGGAUUUACAUGGUAUACAGUUCCCCGAAACAGUGGUUUUCCAGGAUGCUGUUCCUGCAUUGCGAACGCUCAAGCUGUCAUAUCCAAAAAUGCCAAGUCGAAGGAGUAUGCUGCAGAUGUUGGAGCCUUUGUGUCACCUCGAGCAUCUCGAGCUUGUAACGCCAGAAUUCGUCACUCGGUUGGACGUCGAUCACUCUCCGAGAGUUGCCUUGGCGAAAUUGAGGUCUCUUUCGUUCAGCCAUAUCCCUCCCGAUGAAGUUCGUGCACUGUUGUCUCUUUUUUCCGCCCCGCACUUGAAGUGUUUGACGUACCAUUCUCCCAAUUCCUACGGGUCCAAGGCUCCCCUUGUCGUGCAACAUUCCCGAUUCUUUCCAUCACUGCAUACAGUUCACAUCGACAUUCCGCGUCGUUAUUGGAGCAGACCUUUAGCCGUCAUUUCGCGAUGGAUCCAAGGGUUUCGAUGUGUGCAUAUCGAUACGUUCCUGGGCAGGGACAGCGACGAGUUCAUCGAAUGCGUGGGUGACACGACAGGUCGACUCUUGUUUCCUGGGCUAUCAUCUGUGAUCAUCCGCAGCAGGUGUCAUGUUUCUGCGCAGCUGCUCCGCCAGAUGGUACAAGGGCGUACUCGAGCAGCUCCAAGUAACGUGCAGGAUAGUGAUAACCCACGCUCAACCCUUGAGGAGGUGAAGGUCCAUGCGCCGGAUAGCCUUCCUCCAGAAGAUCAGGAGUGGUUUGAGAGGAACUUAGAAAGCUUCUCAUGGUCAUUAUUGGAGGACGAUGAACAUGGUUCGCUCACACUUAGCUUCGCGUCUGUGUGA